Molecule: messenger RNA, 6309 nt
Organism: Paramuricea clavata
Lineage: Eukaryota; Metazoa; Cnidaria; Anthozoa; Malacalcyonacea; Plexauridae
Source: the annotation of a GenBank genome assembly
UGCGGACUCCGUUUAAUUUCCCGCCAAAUCAUUAAAGCCCUGGCCUUGUUGUUUGUGUGUAUGGCUUGCAAGAUGGAAGGCCAAGCAAUUUUAACAAACUAUUUUACAGCUGCAAAAUCCCGUCAAAAUACCCAUCCAGCUAAACGGCGGAAGGUAGUAGCUGAUGCCGAAGUUAUAUUAAGCAAAUCUGCGAAAUUAGGAGACGAAAAAUGCGUGUCUUUGAGCCAAGAGAAGGUUGGUUUGAACGCUGCACAUGCCUCAAGGCCAAUGGCGUCUGCUCGGACAAAACAAGCGAGUCGGUCCAGAAUUAGGCACAGCAAGACAAAAAGCAAGGCUGCACAAAAUAAAAUCGUGUCUGAAGGUGUAGUUUCUGUAACAACGUCGUUAAAAGAUGAUCAUGUGGUUAAAAGAUCGAGAAAGCGAAGUCAAAUCAACAAUGGCUUUGAACCUUCGGCUUCUAAAGUUGAAGAGCUCGCUAUCUCGUCCGCUACUGGCCACGGAGAGGUCAAACCGAGUCAAACUGGCCCGUUAGAAGUCAGAAAAAGUGAAACUGGCCCAGAAGAAAUGAAAGCGAAUAAAACAGAGGAAAAGAUCCUUCCUUCUUUGUCCCAAACAACCGAGAACACAAACACUGAUUUAAAUUCUGCGCCCAAACGGGCCAACAUUGCGAGUCAAUCUCGGGCAGGACUGAAGGUUAACCCAUGGAUAGCAGAACAGGCAAAAUUGGUGCUAUCAAGCCGUGGAAAGCAAGCGUUGGAGAAAAGCCUCGGCAGAAAGAAGGCAACCGGAACUUUGGGCAAAUUAGCUAAGGAGGAAAGUCGGGUUGUGGCAAAGGAGAUGCCCAAAGUCGAGAAAUCGUAUAGUGCGGGUGUGAAGCCUAAAGUUGAUGUACCAAGAUUGAGCCAGGGGGUUACCAUGAGCAUGGGUGCAAAAGCAAACUCUCUGCCUGGUGAAAGGUAAGGUAUUAUAAUUGCAUGGUAUAGCUUUGUGUACCUCAAGAUUACCACUUCUCAGCCUAUUUAACUCAUUAAGCUGCAGAGGUUCUCCAUUGACUAGAAAAAUUUUCUGGCAUUAGACAAGUAAAAAAAAAGUAGGGCACAUUGGGGUUCAAUGGGUUGACUCUCUAGUCAUUGCUGCUCAAUGGGUUGACUUUUUAGUGCAGAGCUUCCCCAUUGAUGAGUUAAAUUGUCUGGUGUUAGAAAAGUAAAAAAAAAAGUAGGCUGCACUGGGGCGCAUUGUGACUCAAUGGGUUAACCCACUGAGUGCUGUCUUCUCUUCUUGAUGAGUAAAACCAUCUGGCUUUAGACAGUAAAAUGGGACGUUCCAGAAAAUAUAGACCCCAUGGAGGAAAUUCCUGCCGUCCUGAGGGGAAGGGGAGAAAAAAAGGCGAUAGGGAUGUAGAUCAACUUAAUGGGUUAACUAGAUGCAUGGGCAGAUAGUCUCGUGAUUAGCCCAUUGAGUGCCAGCACAUAAUUGGAUACAUAUAGUAUGUCAGAAGGUGAUAAUAAAAAUUAUAUCCCACGGUCCAGGACUUAUUUUUUCAUUUACUUGACCUUCUACACCAUUGCAGAUCAGUAAAGAGAAAAGUCAACUGUUUGCAGUAAUUUUGUGCUUGCAUAUACGUAGUCAAGCCCAUAAUUAGGAGUUUAGAUUUAAGCCCCCAAGGCUCGAGAAAUGUCUAGAGUGGUCUGGGUGACAUGCUCCCUCCAAUAUUUGUUAUUUUCUAAGCCUUAAAAAUGAUAUUUGAUGCAUUCUGAGAAACUUUAAAAAAAACAUCCAUCCCAAAAACAGUGACCGAAUGACUAUAAUAAUAUAAUUUUACAGUCAAACUCAUACACAAUUGCACCUAAGAAGGUAAAAAAAAUGAUCAGGUGCAUGAUAAAUUAAACUUCUGCUAUUGGACUGCUCUGGGUACAUCUAACAAAUAUUGACGUUUCAGGAAACUGACCAAGUAGAUCCUUUCAGUAUCUGUUUUUUUCUUUGACCUUGAAACCUUCCUGUUUGAAUUUUUUUCUCCGAAAAUUUGUCAUUGACUUGGUUGACUCAUAGCCAAUUACAGGCCUGGUAGUCGUCUGGGUACCCUGAUCUCUGAGGGGGCACAUUCCAGUUUGUUGUUAGUUUGUGAGUGUUAUUACCGUAUUUGGUUUAUUAUCAACCUUCAAAAUAAUCGGCCUCAUGCAAUAUAACAAAAUAAUGUUUAAUUAAUUCUCUUCUCUUGAUUAUUUUUAGUGGUUCCAAGUUGCCAGCAUACAAAAGAUUUAGCCAUCUUCUUGAAGCUAAGAAACCCAAGCCAUCUGGUGGCACACAGAAUCUUCCUCUCCCGUACCAUUUCAAACUACUUGACGAAAUGUUCCGGUGUGUCGACGUUGUCCUUAGCCUGAAACAGAAGCGAUAUGAAACUUGUACCUUUGAGAAGUUGAAAGAUUCUGUUCAAGAAAUGUGUCGAAAGUAAGUUCAAUUUUACCAUUAAAUGUUUACCAAAAAAUAUUUUUGCAAUGAAGAUGUUCACAAGUUUUCACCACUAAAAGGCUAUUCCGUCAAGGUGAAAUUAUCAACAGAAUUUUUGUGUGAUUGCCUUCUCAAUUCCAAUAAUUAUUUUAAGUAUGAACAGAUGAUUAUUAUAAUGAUUAUUUGAUGAUGAAACAAGAUUUUCUUGAAUAUCAAACACUUAUGGUCGGCAGAGUCAAGAGAAUACAAUUCAGUUCUAAUUAAUGUUCUGUUAAUGUUAACAGCAAGUAAAUACAUGUAAUACAUUAUUAUGCUAAUUAUGCAUCAUCAAAUUGUCUUUACCAAUUAAGCCGCAAUGCGGUCCAGUGCACCCUACUUAUUUUGUACGUGUCUAACGCCAGACGAGUUUACUUGUCAAUGGGGAAGCUCUCCAGUUUAAUGGGUUAAAGUAAGACAAAAAUAUUGUUGCAGAACUUGGAUAUAUAUUGGCAGCAAUUUUUUGGCCACAAGGAUAGGUAGCAGUGUACUAAAAUAAUGUGUAGUGGUUAACAUUGAAUUAUUCAUCCUUUAGAAAAUUUGAGAAAAAGCAUUUGGCACAGAUGAAAGCUGUUUACCCAACAGCCUUUGUCUUUCGGCAACAAAGUAGUCCCUGUGGCCCAAUGAAAUCAGGCUACCAAAUGACAAUUGAUUUCAACUUUGAUGGAAGUCAAGAACAAAAGCCAAAAGAUUUUAAAUUUAUGGAAAGCUCUGUCAUGAUUGCUCGACAAAAACAAUUCAAGAACGAACUGUUGAAGAUUACGAUGAAUCACCAUCGGGAGUACUUGGCAAAGAAUUAUCCAUCGUUAAGUGUUAAUGAUAAUGACAUAAUGAGAUGGCAUCCAUGUUUCCCCCUUGAUGAAGUUCCAGAGAUUGGUCAAUCCACACUUCCAGAGCCUCCACAAGUGAAGACAUUUUCUACUGCCCAGGAUGUCUUGGAUCAGGCUCGGCUUAACACGAUUCCGCGGGUAACUAGAGUCUUUGGUUCAUAUGAAGUAAAAAUUUUAGUUGCCUUAUUGUCUAGAUUUGUGUUAGAAUUAGAAAUAGUUUGUGGUAUAAAUUAUAGACUUGUUCUCAUUCUUCUGCAUUGAGUUUGUUAACCCAUUGAGUACCAACACUCCCCUUAAUAAGUAAAAUUGUCUGGCAUUAUAAACAGAGUAAAAUAAUAAAAUUGGGCCAUUGCAGCUUAAUAGCUGGGUUAAAUAGAAAUGGCAUUAAGUAAUAAAAUGUGGUGCAAUAUAAUACUGCUCAAUGAGUUAAUAUUUUAAAAUUUUUUCCAUAUCUUGCAGGUUGAGAAGGCUUUAAAUAAUGUUGCAAAGAAAUCAUCAGAAACUAACAAUGCAAGAGCUGGCUUGCAAACAAAUGAAAACAAGAAAGAUUCAAAUCAGACCAAGAACCAAAAUCCAUCUUUGAAAGGAGUAUCGCAAUCUCUCAUUGAUAAGGUAGUGCAUUUGAAUCAACAAAUUCACAUUGUAAAACUCAAAGUUCAAAUAUUUUCUUGACUUGCAUAUGUAAGGCCUAAAAGAUUGUUUGUUUCGAGUUUAUCGACUGAUCAAUCCUACUAUAUCAAGAUACCAGAUCCUAUUUUUUAUAACACUUUGUUGGCAAAAAUUAGGAAAUCACAAGUAUUCAUUGAAAUUCAUGUGUGUUUUAUCAUUUGAAUAAAAAAAUAGCAAAAUUUCCAAUCUACUGGACCAAACAUUAUUAAUGAUCGUAACUCAUCUACUCAUUCACAUGCAUCGGAAGAGAAAAUUGCACCAGAAAUUGCAGCAAAAAUUGCAAGUGUAAAUGGGCCUUAACACCGUCAGACAAUUUACCCAUCGAGGGGGGAGUGCUGCCACUCAGUGAGUUAAUAUAAACCCAUAGACACCAAAUUACGUUUUACCCUUGAUUGACAAACUUGUCUCCAGUAACUGAAAUCUUUUUUUUGUAUUGCCUAGAUACGACAAAAGGAGGAGAAGAAAAUUCAUGAAUCUCUCACAGUUGAUUCAGAAGUUGUACAGAAACGUGUUAUGGUGCAGAGAUUACCUGAGCUAUGUCGAAUUUUGAAAACGUAUCCUUUACCACACUUGCUAAAGGCAACUUUAUAGAGUAAUGGGUUAACAAUGAAGUCAGACCUUGCAUCUUGGGACAAUGCAGCUUAAUUUUGGAGUUCCAGAACACUAGUUAAAUCAUUAAUACUUUCUCUUAAUUAAAAAAGUAAACACAGCUAUCUUUCUGAAAUAUUCAACCUUGACUAUAUUCUCAAGAUAUUUUGUUAGUGAACGUAAAGCAGCAAUUCCUUUAGAAGAUGUGAGUAACAAACUCGCAGAAAGCUACACAAGUACAUUAUCAUCAGGUAGAGUAAAAUUUAUGCAACUUGUUUUGAAAAUUUUGUUCAAAUCUAAAUGUUGCCCACAUGCAGACACAGGGCAAAAACAUGUUAUGAAAAGUUUGAAUAUCUUCAUAUCUCCAAUGGGUCUCCCCAUUAGUGCCAUGUUGUCCUCCCUAUUGCCCUGUGGUCCCCUUCUUGCCACGUGGUACCCCCUUUGGCCCUGUGGUACCCCAUUUUUUUUCAUCAAAAAACAAUGAUUUUCAACUCAUAAAAACAUGUUAUGAAAAGUUUGAAAAUUUUUGGUCCCUGAUCUUUGCCCCAAAUUAAAAAAAUUUCAAACCUGUUUUUAUCAGCUGCAAGUAAUUGUUUUGAUGAAAGAAAUGGUUUUCAACAAUUUUCAGAAGGCUUGGAGCAGGCUGAGGCUGGUUUUUUUUUAAAACUCUGUUGUCCCCACAGUUGCUUGUCGGUCCCUCCAUGGCAUUUGACCAAAAUUUUUCAAAAAGUAAGAGUGUUGAUGAAAGGAAUGGUUUUCGACAAUUUUCUGAAAGUUUAGAGUAGGUUGACGCCCUUUUUUAAUUUCUAAAAAAGUUGCUGUGGUCCCCAAUUUUUUGACCAUCUGCGUGGUUUCCACCAUCAUCUGCUGCAGAAUUGCACAGGAAAAGGAACUGUAAUAAUUGUGUUGUAAUUUUAUUUUCAGUUCAAGUUGAAAAACAUGUGAAAUUACUUUCUGAAGUCGCUCCGGAAUGGUUGUCAAUUAUGUACGUGAGGAAAUGUCCUUAUGUCAAAGUAAAGAAGAACGUCAACAUCAAAAGUCUUAUGGAAAAAUUGAAGACGAAAGAAGUAAAUUAGGAAACUCUUAUCGAGUUUAAGAAACGUGUUUCACAUUGGAUAGACUUGGGAAACCAUGAAAACAAAUAUGUAGUGGACAAUCACGACAUUAAACAAUGGUACACAAGAAAAAUGUAGUCAAGAACAAUAGUGGCACAAGAUUAAAGACAUUCUGGUUUUAAUGUUGCAUUUAGUUGAUCACUGGACAUUGAAUAGAUAAUAACAGUUCUGACAAUACUUCUACCGUAUUUGUUUGUGAGCUUUUUAAUUAAAGAAAGGUUUUGUUAGCCUCUCCACUUGUGAUUAUAGCUACAUACAGCCAAAUUAACACAUGCUUAGAAAAUCAAAAGUAGCCCGCUUUAAAAGAAUAAAAAAGUGCCUAAAAAUGAUCAACAAGUAAACGUUCCUUAACUCUUUUUUUAGGUAUUUAUAUGGCCAUUCGCCAUUUUCACGGCCACUUUUUCAAAAACUCGAAAAGUGGCCGAAAAUGCCCAAAAUGUUAAGGGUUAUAACCGUUUACUUUUUGGUCAACUUUUAUCACUUUUUCAUAGUAGUCUUCUUCAAAGUAGCUAUAUAAAGAUGGUCAAAAAAGUAAAUGUGUUAAAAAUGAUUUUAAAAAUAACUAAAAAAGAAAGAUAUCCUUAAUUCUUAAUUGUUCUGACAACAUUUUGGCCUCCAAUCUU